Syzygium oleosum is the source of this 2137-nucleotide messenger RNA. Its product is annotated as intermediate cleaving peptidase 55, mitochondrial. The transcript is spliced from 14 exons. Gene Ontology annotation, molecular function: manganese ion binding; metalloaminopeptidase activity. NCBI's taxonomy places the organism in Eukaryota, Viridiplantae, Streptophyta, Magnoliopsida, Myrtales, Myrtaceae. Bases 190 to 1659 code for a protein of 489 amino acids. The record is from RefSeq and is a predicted model, not a curated record. Gene Ontology annotation, cellular component: mitochondrion.
GCCUUAUUGCUUCCCUUCAAGUUCUUGCUGAGUUUUUAGCUUCGCAGGAAGCAAUGGAUGCAUGCCUGAUGAUGAAACCGUGGAAACGAGCGAGCAAAAUUUGAACUUUCGUGACGACGUGAUUUGGGUUUCGAUCCGUACCGGAUUUGAGAUCGCGGUACGCUUCAGAGGAGGUCCGGCGCGCAACCAAUGGCGCUUCGUUUUCUCGCGAGGAAGUUCUUGCAGGGAGCUUCGCCCCGACAGCUUCAGGCAAUCAGUUCCCGUUCAUUUUCUUCCAAAAGGAUGAUUGAUGUUGGACAGCCAACUCCAGCAACCCAUCCUGAGUUACUAAAUGAGGGAGAGAUUACACCUGGCAUUACUGCAGAGGAAUACAUCUCAAGACGGAACCGGUUACUGGAUCUUCUCCCCGACAAGGGUUUGGCCAUCAUUGCAGCUGCUCCUGUAAAGAUGAUGACAGAUGUUGUGCCGUACACAUUCCGACAAGAUGCUGAUUACUCAUAUAUCACUGGGUGCCAACAACCAGGUGGCAUCGCGGUUCUAGGUCGUGAGUGUGGUUUAUGCAUGUUCAUGCCAGAAGCAACACCCCAUGAUGUCCUUUGGCAAGGGCAUGUUGCCGGAGUUGAUGUGGCAUUGGAGAUAUUCAAAGCUGACUCAGCAUACCCAAUGAGCAGAUUACCUAAGAUUCUCUCAGAGAUGAUUCGGCAAAGCUCUAGGUUGUUCCAUAAUGCGAAUACCGCUGUAUCAGCAUAUACAAAUUUAGAGGCAUAUCAAUUGGCAGCCAGCAAUGGCAAAGUGAAUAACUUGUCUGCUUGUACACACGAAUUACGGUGGACAAAAUCAUCUGCAGAGCUAAAGUUGAUGAGGGAAUCGGCAUCUAUUGCUUGCCAGGCGCUUUUGCAGACAAUGAUGCAUUCAAAAGUGUGCCCUCAUGAGGCUAUGCUCUCUGCAAAGUUUGAAUAUGAAUGUAGAAUGAGAGGCGCUCAAAGGAUGGCAUUCAACCCUGUUGUAGGUGGUGGGAACAACGGAAGUGUGAUACACUAUUCUCGAAAUGAUCAGAAAAUUGCAGAUGGGAAUCUUGUCUUGAUGGAUGUUGGAUGCGAGUUGCAUGGUUAUGUCAGUGACCUAACUCGCACCUGGCCUCCCUGUGGCAGCUUUUCACCUUCUCAACAAGAACUUUAUGACCUUUUACUGCAAACAAACAAAGAAUGCAUCAAGCUAUGCAAACCUGGCACAACCAUUCAAGAAAUUCACAAAUACUCGGUUGAGAUGCUCUGCAAAGGAUUUAAGGAGAUUGGACUUUUGAAGGAUGAUCAGAGCAUUUUACACAGUUACCAUCAGCUGAACCCAACCUCUAUAGGUCAUUACCUCGGAAUGGAUGUGCAUGAUUGUUCUACAGUUAACUAUGACCGUCCUCUGAAGCCAGGUGUUGUGAUAACAAUUGAACCAGGAGUCUACAUCCCAUACAACCUUGAUUGUCCAGAGUGGUACCAAGGGAUUGGGAUAAGGAUUGAAGAUGAGGUCCUUAUUACAGAUGCAGGAUAUGAGGUUCUCACCGGUUCAAUGCCGAAAGAAGUUAAACACAUCGCGGCAUUGCUGAAUGAUUGCAACAUUGCAGCGCAGGUGGGAGGCUGGAAUGGUGUGAGAGAUGUGUCCAUUUAAACGAUCUCCUCAUUCUUAGAAGAGCCAAAAUUUUGGUUAGUUACCAAGGACACUUUUACUAUCCCUCCAGCGUGUUGACCUCUCUUGGGCCUAUAGGUGCAUGGAAGUACCUGUGCAUCAACUGUGGUUUUGAUGCAUCUUUUGUCAAUUAUACGUCGAGAUCUAAUGAUGCCCAGUCUCCAUAGUUGUGUUGAGUUGAUCUAUGUUACCCCAUUCAGAAGUUUCCUUUCACCGAGUCUUCUAGUUCUAUGUGGCGAAUGAUGCAUCUCAUAGACCCUCCACCAUAAGCCAUCAUUCCAGAGCUUAUUCCAUGUGGCUGUCGAGCAUAUUGCACCAUAAGGCAUCGCAAGAUCGUUUUGGGCGGCCUUUGGCACCUGAAUAACUUUAGCGCUUGUCGAAAGUAGUAAUGUGGGCCAGCACUUGUAUCAUGUAAUUGAACUCAUUUAUUUAUAUAUAAAUGAUGCCAUUUUCCUCGUUC